GAUACGGCCUCCACCUUGCGGGAUGGCUGGAUCGAUCUGGGAGAUCUCGGCUACUUUGACGAUGACAACAAUCUGUUUUUGGUAGAUCGCAAGAAGGACGUACUCAAAUACAAAUCAAAGGACUUCUGGCCCAACGAAAUUGAGCAAAUUAUUGCGGAGCUGCCAGAGGUGGAAAAUGUUUGCAUUGUCGGCGUGAGGAACACGAACUAUACCGAUGCAGCUGGCGCACUGGUAAUCAAGAAACCCGGAGCCGAAAUCUCCAAGGAGAAGAUCAUUGAGCAUGUGGCAAAGCGCGUUGUUGUCGAAUACAAACAGCUGAACGCUGGCGUCCAGUUUGUCGACAGUUUGCCCAUGAACAACAAUGGUAAAGUGGUCAGAAACUUGGCCAGGAAACUGUUUGAGUCGCUCAUGGAUGCUCAGGAGUCAUAG
This is a messenger RNA of Drosophila navojoa, 429 nucleotides long. RefSeq lists its product as uncharacterized. Gene Ontology annotation, molecular function: long-chain fatty acid-CoA ligase activity. NCBI's taxonomy places the organism in Eukaryota, Metazoa, Arthropoda, Insecta, Diptera, Drosophilidae. The record is from RefSeq and is a predicted model, not a curated record. Gene Ontology annotation, biological process: long-chain fatty acid metabolic process; fatty-acyl-CoA biosynthetic process.